CUGCGCAUGAUGUGUGGACAGCUAAACGGUUUAAGCCCGCGAUACGCGCACUUGUCAUUACAAGCUGCGAUAGAAUUCGAUUAUCAUAGGCAACUGCUUUUCAUUCAUUAUCAUUUCAUAUAAAGGCUUGCAACAUGUGAAGAAAACCCCUUUGCUCUCAUUCAUCAACUCGCAGGAGUUUUUUUCGGACGCUCAACCGGUAAGGUGGGAGCUGCCCCUCGUGUGAAAGGGCUGAUAUUCAAAACGAGGCCAUGGAGGUGCUUCCGAAGCUCUCAGAAGUGAGCUGUAAUAAAAGCUGGCUCUGUAAGGAAACAACCAGCCACACUAAGACGGAGCUGUUGUCCUUAUGUUCUUCUCCUUCUCUACGAGAUGGAAGAAAUCACAGAUCAAUCAGAGUUAAGGAGGAGGCCUACGACCCUGGAUAUCAUCCCAAGAAAGAAAUGGACUUUGAUGCCAGCUUACUUCAUGUUAACAAGGAAGUUGGUGACCUCAAGCAUGAAUUCACUGCAGAAGAGGACUGUGAACAACAUGCCCCCAUUAAAGCAGAGAUUUGUCAGGAGGCCUUUAACCUCAGCUGUGCUUUCAUAAAAAAGGAAGCAUUAGGCCCUGAGUUCAUUAGAAGAACACCAGACCAGGCUUCUGCUUUAGAGAAAAGGCUCCACAACAUGGGGUUUGGUGUCGAUUUCACUAAGAGUAGCAAUUUAGGAAGGCUGGCUGGGGAACUAGAUAAAAACCUUUCUGACAUUAAAAAGACAGAAGACUUUGUAUUGGAUAGUCUCUCUUGGCCCUUAUCUGAAGAAGUGAAAUUGAAAAGGGAGGAAGAUGAUACAAAGGUUCCCAUCACUGUGCCUUCCAGUUGCUUGCCGGAAAAUGGAAAGACUAUUAAGUUAGAAUCAUUAAAUUACAAUCAAGAGGACUGUUCACAAAACAGAGAAACCACCAGGGAGAAUAUGGAUAUGGAAACAAAUGUUGACCAACUUUAUGGAGAAAUUCACACUAAAGAGAAGAAUAUUAUAUGUGAUAAAAUGUUCAAAAGUAAGUACCACCAGAAAGUUCACACAGGUGCGGCAACCCACAACAUACACAACAGAGAAACUCACUUUGCCUGCACACAGUGCCCAAAAAAGUUUAAAACCAAAUACCCCCUUCAUCGCCACCAACAACUUCACACCGGUGAGAGGCCUUAUUGUUGUGCCGAAUGUGGAAGUGCAUUCCUAACUAAACUAGCUCUUGAAGAGCACCUGAUGUUACACAAUGGAAAGAGUUUGUAUAACUGCAGUGAGUGGAAAAACGAAUUUCUAAAUGAAAGUGCUCUUACACAUCACCAGAGAGCUCACGAAGAAGAGAGUGUCCAGUUGGCUGCUACUGAAAUGACACAUUAUACUUGUGCUGAUUGUGGAAAACAGUUCUCCCUUCAACAGCAUUACAAACCUCACUCAGGACAGAGGCCCUAUUAUUGUGAUGAAUGCGGAAAGAGAUUCAUAACAAAGGUGAGGCAUCUUAAGAUUCACAUGGGAGAAAACCUAUAUACUUGUAUGGAGUGUGCAAAAUCAUUUACAAAGAAGGCUAAUCUUCAUCGUCACCAGAAGGUUCACUCUAGAGAGAGCCAGCAAGACAUCAGCCUGGAAGAAGGAAAUCACGUAAGCACAGAGUGUAGUAAAAUGUUUAACAGUAGACAUUCCCUUCAGCAUCACCAGAACAUUCACACUGGAAAGAAUGGUCAAAACAUGCAUACCAAAGUGAAGCGUUUUGCUUGUACUGUAUGUGGAAAAAUGUUCUCAACCAGUUACUCUUUCCAUCGUCAUGAAAAGAUUCACAGUGGGGAGAAGCCAUUUAGCUGUGCUGAAUGUGGCAAACAGUUCACACACCGUUAUUAUCUUGUGGCACAUCAGAAAAUUCAUACUAGGCAGAAGCUUUUUUCCUGCACUGAAUGUGGAAAGUCAUUUGUGAAGGAAAGUUCUCUUCAGCAGCAUCUAAGAGUUCAUAUCGUUAAACCUUACUGCUGUGCAGAAUGCGGAUUGCAAUUCAAAUUCAAGAGUAAGUUUGAACGCCACCAGACUAUUCAUACCGGGUACAAACCUUAUUCCUGCCCUGAAUGUGGGCGACGUUUUUUACAAAAAAGUCAUCUCCAGCUGCACCAGAGGUUUCACACUGGAGUGAAAAAGUAUGAAUGUCCUCAAUGUGGAUUGAGAUUUACAUGGCAGCGGGAUGUUCAAAAACACCAGCAAAUUCACAGUGAAGAGAAGCCAUAUUCCUGCAGUGACUGCGGAAGGAGUUUCACACAGAGAAACCAGCUCAAGAGCCACAGGAGGAUUCACAGUUUAGGUCAACAGUAUGACUGUGCUGAAUGUGGAAUGAGGUUUGCAGUUAAAUGGGGUCUUCGACAGCACAAGAAAAUUCAUGCUGUGCAAAGCGGAGGCUGCCCGGAAAUUGUGGUAGGAGUCGGGUAUGGAGGGAGUUUGAAAUACUAUACGACUCCUUAAGGAUAACAAAAGCCCCAGGCUGAUGUGUUGUGAAUAUUUCCUAAUGGGAUGAGCCUUGUUAAAUUAAAUAUAUCCCUAACCUCAUUGAAACGAAUGGCUGCUAAUUUAUGUUUAAUGGACACCUUCCAUAAUGAACUCUAGAAGUAACUGGCAACACAACAUGAUGAGGCGUUUUCUUUGUUAAUGAAUCUGAAAUACUAUAUCUUACUUGUACAGUAUAAACAAGUCAAAAGAUUCUGAUAACUUGUUGUUUAGGGUCAAUUAGAGACCUCUUUCCCUUCCCUUUAUACCUUUCCAGCAUGCAGCUUUUUAAAGGAGUUCUCCUAAUCCCUUUAAUUCAGAGGGUGAGCAACUGGUGACGGAUAUUUCAUGAAACUUAAAGAAAUCUUCACAAUCCCUAAAAAGUUAACUCAGAUGGUCAAGAACUGAAAAUCCCAGAUUAUAACUUUCUAACACUGGAUAUACCGUAUCAUGAAGCCAGAAAACGAAUUUUCACAAAUUCUGUAGAGUUAACACAGAUGGCGAGUAAUUGGAGAUUCCAGAUUUUGCCUCCCAAACAUUAGGAUAUUUCAAAAAGCUUGAUGUUAUUCUUCUAAUCCCUUUAAAGUUUGCUCAGAUGGUGAGAAACUGAAGAUCCCAGAUUGUUCAUCCCCAACACUAAUAUAUUUCACGAAACCUGAGAAGUUAUUUUCACAACUCCUUCAAAUUUAACCCAGAUGGCAAAGAACUAAAUAUCCCAGGUUAAACUCUGAAACAUCAGGAUAUUUCACAAAGCCAGACAAGUAAUUCUCACAAUUCCUUUAAAGUUAAACCAGAUUGCAGAGAAAUGAAGAUCCUAGAUUGCGCUUUUCCAACACUAGGAUAUUUAGGAAAUCUUACAAACUCUGCAACGUUAACUCAAAUGGUGAGGAAUUGGAUAUUACAC
Polypterus senegalus (gray bichir) is the source of this 3408-nucleotide messenger RNA. RefSeq names its product gastrula zinc finger protein XlCGF58.1-like. NCBI's taxonomy places the organism in Eukaryota, Metazoa, Chordata, Cladistia, Polypteriformes, Polypteridae. The record is from RefSeq and is a predicted model, not a curated record. The coding region runs from base 252 to 2483 and encodes 743 amino acids. The transcript is spliced from 3 exons.